GGGAUGCGUGAUUGGUGGUGGUGGUGAUGGUGGUGCCGAAGCUUGCUUACUUUCUUGCUUACUUUCUUGGCCAUUGCAUGCAGAUACAUAGAUACGUAGAUAGAUAGCUAGAUAGAUAGAUAGAGAAUUGACUCCCACCCCCCUGCCUGGACUGUGAUCGACUUUCCUUGACGGAGGAGGUAUUAUGCAUUGAGUGGGAGAGAGGGAGAGAUUACGGUGCCCACUGCUCUGCCCUGCCCUGUCCUCCCGUGCCGUGUUGUGCCGCGUCGUGCACAGGAGAAGAAGCAGCUUCUGGGGAUUCGUGUGGUUGUGCGGUUGGAUGGUGGUAUAGGGGAGAUGUGGGUGCUGGUGAUGGGUUGUGACGACAGCGUGUGUGAGACUGAGGUGUGUGGUGACGAUGCUUGAGCGAGAGGAGAGAUGAAGCAGGAGGAGGAGGAGGAGGUUAAGGAGCGAUGGUGAGCAGGGGAUGGCGAAGUUUUGUAGCAAAUUGAGAUUGGCUGCUGCUUGGAGCUGCGGCGGGUGUCAGUUGUGGGCUAUUCUGCUGCUGCAGAUUUUCGUUUUGUCGUUUGUUGUAGGACCUUACCUGGCAACCACAGAUGGGUUUAAUGGCUUGUGGGGUGGCGCGAACAAUUUGCCGGGUGUGGGUGCUGUAGGGUUGUCCCCUGUUGUUGACGUCGAUGCCCUUCGAUUGCGAGGCGUGAACCUCCCUGCACCGAACGAAUUGUCCAAGCUGUUGCUGGCCUGCAACAGUUUGCCCCCUCGCAACCUCGAUUUGUUUCCCUCCCUGCGGGACGAUCGCAUCCUCAUCGUCUUAUAUGUGCAUUUUAGGCCUGAGUAUUUGAAGCUUGCGGUGUCUGCGCUGUCUGUUGUUAACGGAAUCAACGAGACCCUUUUGAUUGUCAGCCAUGAUGGAUUCUACGAGGAAAUGAACGCUGUCGUGGAGUCCAUACGCUUCUGUCAGGUUAAACAGAUUUUCGCUCCAUGGUCCCCCCACUUGUACACGGAUCAGUUUCCGGGGACCUCGCCAGGGGAUUGCAAGGACAAGGAUGAUGCGGAGACCCUGGGCUGCAGAGGGAACCCUGACCAAUAUGGCAAUCAUCGUAGUGUUCGAAUUGUGUCGCUGAAGCACCACUGGUGGUGGAUGAUGAACACCGUGUGGGACGGCUUGGAAGAAACGAGAGGUUUCAAUGGCCACGCCAUGUUUAUCGAGGAGGAUCACUAUCUGUUGCCUAAUGCAUACCGUAACAUUCAAAUACUCGCGGAGCUUAAACAGAAGAAGUGUCCAUAUUGCAUUGCUGCGAACGCUGCGCCGGUGGACGUCAGGUCGCGAGGUGAGAGAUUCAACCAACUGGUGGCGGAGAAGAUAGGGAAUGUAGGCUAUACUUUCAAUCGGACGGUAUGGAAGCGAAUACACACUCAGGCAGAGCGAUUUUGCAAAUUCGAUGACUAUAACUGGGACAUCACGAUGUGGACCAUGAUCUAUCCAACCUUCGGUGAUGCUUUGUAUACGUUGCGUGGACCUCGCACCAGCGCAGUUCAUUUCGGAAAAUGUGGACUUCACCAGGGAUAUAGCAAAUCGAAGUCAUCUCAAUGCCGAGAUUCAGCGAUGCAUCUUGGAUCAAUUGAGGAAGCCGACAAAGUGCCGAACAUUGACUUAGAGUGGUCUGUGCGCAAGUAUCCUAUCAGAGGGUACGCUUCUGGCUUCCAAGGGUGGGGGGGGUGGGCCGAUAAGAGGGACCAGAACCUUUGCCUAUCUUUUUCCUCCAUGUACAGCACUUCACCGUAAUUAGACACUAGGGAAGUAUUUGAAGCAGCAACUGGGCGUGUACUGGUGGGCACAUUCAAGCCCGCUUGCUAAGUCUUUGUUCAUGAUCCUACCAGGUUGAGAUCACUGGCAUGUCACAUAUUAAAUCCUUCCGGGGUUUUGAGGGAGUUUCAGAGAAUUGAUCAAAUUUUUGAGAGUUUAACUUGUGUGUGAAUAUUGGUGUUAUCUUUUGCUUAACAAGGUUAGCUUAGGUUAUGAGAAAUAAUGGACAGCAUGAAAGUCUCUCAACUGUGUUUAGCGCGGUUGAAAGACAAAUCAGCCUCCAGCUGGUGUACAAUUAUAAAGGUGUAAGUAGGUCAUGUGUAGACAGUUGAUUCUGCGAAAUUCAAUAUCAACUGUUUCAGAUGCUUGAUUUCUGAACGCAAUGGCAUCAUUAUGACCAUUCAUGUUGGUGGCUUGUCCGCAAUUCCCUCUCAACUGAUCGUCUGCUCAGGGCAUAUUUAAGAGA
Messenger RNA from Physcomitrium patens, 2273 nucleotides. RefSeq names its product alpha-1,6-mannosyl-glycoprotein 2-beta-N-acetylglucosaminyltransferase. Gene Ontology annotation, molecular function: alpha-1,6-mannosylglycoprotein 2-beta-N-acetylglucosaminyltransferase activity. The record is from RefSeq and is a predicted model, not a curated record. Gene Ontology annotation, cellular component: Golgi membrane; Golgi stack. NCBI's taxonomy places the organism in Eukaryota, Viridiplantae, Streptophyta, Bryopsida, Funariales, Funariaceae. Gene Ontology annotation, biological process: protein N-linked glycosylation; oligosaccharide biosynthetic process.